CACCUGCGGGCUGGGGCCCGGAGCGGGGGGCGGGAGAGGGCCUGGCCAGCAGGGCCGGCGCCAUGCUCAAGGCCAAGAUCCUGUUCGUGGGGCCUUGUGAGAGUGGCAAAACUGUCCUAGCAAACUUUUUGACAGAAUCUUCUGACAUCACAGAAUAUAACCCAACCCAAGGCGUGAGGAUCCUGGAAUUUGAGAACCCCCAAGUAACCAGCAACAACAAAGGCACAGGGUGUGAGUUUGAGCUGUGGGAUUGUGGAGGAGAUACAAAGUUUGAAUCAUGCUGGCCUGCCCUCAUGAAGGACUCUCAUGGGGUCGUGAUCAUCUUCAAUGCUGAUAUCCCUAGUCACCUGAAGGAGAUUGAAAUGUGGCAUUCUUGCUUUGUGCAGCAGCAGCUGUUACAAGACAAUCAGUGCCUUUUAAUUGCUCACCACAAGCCGGGCUCUGGAGGGGACAAGGGGAACUUGUCUUUGGGGGCACCUCUGAACAAGCUGAAACUCGUCCACUCCAACCUGGAGGAGGAGCCUGAGGAGAUCCGGACCGAAUUCAUCAAGUACUUGAAAAGUAUAGUCAGCUCCGUGUCCGAGAGCAGAGAUAGGGAGGAGAUGUCCAUCAUCACCUAACCUACCGGCCAUUCACACCAGACACCUUUACAGCUUUCAGGGAUGGCCUUCAUCGUGGACACCUCUGAAAUCUCUGAGGGCCCCGACCAAACGAGAUCUGCCAAGAGCUGGAGCGAUUCUCUGCUACAGACGGAACUUUUUGGUGUAAAGAACCCUGCGGCGAAUCCACCUGCUUCUGAAGUUCUUGGAAAGCGGCAAGAUCAGCCGGAGUUUUAUUUGUUCAGUUUUGGCUCUCCUUUAGUUGAGGAAGCUCUGCAAAUGUUAUUGCUGUUGCCCAGUGAUCAAUAAGUCUGGCCCUCAAGCUGGUUGCUCUUGGUGUGUAAUAACCGAAUGUGUUGUCUUCUCAAGAAUAAGUGUACUAGAAUGUUUAUUUUUCUACAAAGUGCCGUAAAAUUAGGAAAACUAUGCUACGUCAAUCGGGGGCUUACAGGCCAGUUUAUAUAAAUAGACUCAUCAACAUCAGGGCAUUUUCAUCCUUAUCAUUAUCAAACUUGUGUAUUCACAUAAAAGGGAUGCUAUGUUUUCAUAUCACCCAAUUGGUAAAAAAUGCUAAAGAAUUAACAUUUCACAUGGCUUUCAGUUCAUUGAAUAAGCAAGUUUGUUUUCCUACUUUUCGAGAUUUUUUCCCUACUGCCUGUAUGAUUAUCUUAAAUUUUGUCAGAUGUAGCCAAUCAGAAAUAAACUGUCAUUACCUGUAA
This is a messenger RNA of Gracilinanus agilis (Agile Gracile Mouse Opossum), 1318 nucleotides long. It is a transcript of the gene IFT22, whose product is annotated as intraflagellar transport 22. Bases 63 to 620 code for a protein of 185 amino acids. Gene Ontology annotation, biological process: intracellular protein transport. Gene Ontology annotation, cellular component: endomembrane system. The transcript has 5 exons. The record is from RefSeq and is a predicted model, not a curated record. Lineage: Eukaryota; Metazoa; Chordata; Mammalia; Didelphimorphia; Didelphidae. Gene Ontology annotation, molecular function: GTPase activity.